This is a messenger RNA of Vigna umbellata (rice bean), 1638 nucleotides long. RefSeq names its product cytochrome P450 82A4-like. NCBI's taxonomy places the organism in Eukaryota, Viridiplantae, Streptophyta, Magnoliopsida, Fabales, Fabaceae. The record is from RefSeq and is a predicted model, not a curated record. Gene Ontology annotation, molecular function: heme binding; iron ion binding; oxidoreductase activity, acting on paired donors, with incorporation or reduction of molecular oxygen.
UCUCAACAGCACACAAUUUUCCUAACAAGCUCCAAUGGAUUUUGUUCUAAAUUACCUUAACACCACUACCAUUGGACUUCUUUCUCUAAUCCUCUUUUGUUUAUUUUUGUACAAUCCCUUCAAAAAAUUUAAAGGAAAAGAGGCUCCUAGGGUUGCAGGAGCAUGGCCAAUACUGGGUCAUCUUCCACUGUUGAGUGGUCCAAACACACCCCACAGAACUUUGGGUGCUUUGGCUGAAAAAUAUGGACCCAUCUUCACCAUCCAACUUGGUUCCAAAAAGGCUGUGGUAAUCAACAACUGGGAAAUAGCAAAGGAAUGCUUCACCACAAACGACACGGUGGUUUCCUCUCGCCCCAAACAUGUCGCCAUUGAACUCAUGGGCUAUAACCAUGCCAUGUUUGGCUUUGCACCCUAUGGUCCCUAUUGGCGCGAGCUUCGAAAGAUUACAAUUUUAGAGAUCCUUUCCCCUCGUCGAGUGGAACAACUGCAGCAUGUUCGUGUCUCCGAAGUUCAAACCUCGAUCAGAGAGUUGUAUACUCUAUGGUGUAGUCAAAAGGGUGAGUCUGGCUAUGCCUCGGUUGAGCUGAAGCAAUGGUUUUCUCACUUGACAUUCAACAUGGUUCUUAGAAUGCUCGUUGGGAAGAGAUAUUUUGGUGGUGAAAACGUGGACGAUGAGAAGGCACAGAGAUGUGUGAGGGCUGUGGAGGAGUUCAUGCGUCUGGUGGGUGUGUUCGCAGUGGGAGAUGCUAUUCCUUGGUUGAGAUGGCUUGAUUUCGGAGGCCAUGAGAAGGCAAUGAAAGAAACUGCCAAAGAUUUGGAUAGUGUUUUAAGUGAGGAGUUAGAGGAACAUAGACGAAAGAAGGGUUUCGAUAAAAAGGUUGAUGAAUUUCAGGAUUUCAUGGAUGUCAUGAUUUCCAUCCUUGAUGGAAGGACUAUUGAUGGAGUUGAUGCAGAUACCGUUAUCAAAGCCACCGUGCUGGGCAUGAUUGCCGGAGGAAAUGACACAACUAAUACUGUUAUUACGUGGGUGAUAUAUUCGAUUUUAAGAAAUCCUUUGGUAUUGGAAAAAGUAAAAGCUGAAUUAGACAUUCAUGUUGGAAAAGAGAGAUUGGUGAGUGAGGAUGAUAUAAGUAAGUUAAAAUAUCUUCAAGCUACAGUCAAAGAGACUUUAAGAUUGCAUCCUCCAGCUCCUCUCUUGCCACCUCGUGAAUUCAUAGAGAAUUGCACUUUAAGUGGUUAUAACGUAGAAAAAGGAACUCGUCUAUUCACAAAUGUUUGGAAAAUUCAAACAGAUAGCAAUGUUUGGGAAGAUCCAUUGGCGUUCAAACCAGAAAGGUUUUUAACAACUCAUAAAGAUUUUGACAUCAGAGGUCAUCAUUUUGAGUUAUUACCAUUUGGAUGUGGUAGAAGAAUGUGUCCUGGAAUAUCCUUUAGCCUUCAAAUGGUGCAUUUCAUUCUUGCUACUUUUUUGCAUUCUUUCAAAAUUUUAAAUUCAUCAGCUUAUCCUGUAGAUAUGACUAAAACCUCUCAGUCAGCCAACACUAGAGCCAUUUCUCUUGAUGUUCUUAUUAAACCACGUUUAUCUUUUACUUGUUAUGAAAAUAACUUGUCUCAUUUUCAUUAGAAGUACUUUUACUU